This is a messenger RNA of Talpa occidentalis (Iberian mole), 3960 nucleotides long. It is a transcript of the gene CAVIN1, whose product is annotated as caveolae associated protein 1. NCBI's taxonomy places the organism in Eukaryota, Metazoa, Chordata, Mammalia, Eulipotyphla, Talpidae. The coding region runs from base 423 to 1595 and encodes 390 amino acids. Gene Ontology annotation, biological process: transcription initiation at RNA polymerase I promoter; termination of RNA polymerase I transcription. Gene Ontology annotation, molecular function: rRNA primary transcript binding. Gene Ontology annotation, cellular component: caveola; cytoplasm. The record is from RefSeq and is a predicted model, not a curated record. The transcript is spliced from 2 exons.
ACCUGUUUUCCUGUCCCAGCGCACAUUCCUCCGCCGCGUCCCGCUCCCGCCGCCCCCGCUGCCAGCGGAGGCCCUAGACUCGCGCUCCAACUAUUCCAACCAUCCUGGGAAGGGUGGGGCGCCGGCUCUCGGGCCCCCCUCGGCUGCCCCCCCUCCCCGUCAUCGGUCUCCCCCUCUGCCCGGGUCCCUCCCUUUCUGGGCCUACGCCAGCCAAUCCGCAAGGAGACUCCGGGCUUGGCCCGGGAGCCGGGGAGCUCACCGAUCCCCCGCCCCACAGUUCUGGCGGCCGUCCCGGUGCGCACGGACGUGGCUCGAGUUUCCUCCGCUCUCCGGGCUCCCCCUCCGCCCUCUCUUCCUCUUCUCCGGGUCUCCCGCUCCGGCUACAGCUCCACCCGGCCGGUCCCACACGGCUCCGGGUAGCCAUGGAGGACACCCAGCUCCAUAUCAUCGAGCAGCCGCUUUCGGGGUACCCCGACGCCGGGGACUCGGGGUCCUCCCCCAUGGGGGCGCCAGCCGCGGAGGAGCCGUCGGGGGCCGGCUCCGAGGAGCUGAUCAAGUCCGACCAGGUGAACGGCGUGCUGGUGCUGAGCCUCCUGGACAAGAUCAUCGGCGCGGUCGACCAGAUCCAGCUGACCCAGUCGCAGCUGGAAGAGCGGCAGGCGGAGAUGGAGGGCGCCGUGCAGAGCAUCCAGGGCGAGCUGAGCAAGCUGGGCAAAGCCCACGCCACCACCAGCAACACGGUGAGCAAGUUGCUGGAGAAGGUGCGCAAGGUCAGCGUCAACGUGAAGACGGUGCGGGGCAGCCUGGAGCGCCAGGCCGGCCAGAUCAAGAAGCUGGAGGUCAACGAGGCGGAGCUGCUGCGGCGCCGUAACUUUAAAGUCAUGAUCUACCAGGAUGAAGUGAAACUGCCAGCCAAACUGAGCAUCAGCAAGUCCCUCAAAGAGUCGGAGGCACUGCCCGAGAAGGAGGGCGACGAGCUGGGCGAGGGCGAGCGGCCGGAGGAGGACGCGGGGGCCCUGGAGCUGUCCUCCGACGAGGCGGUCGAGGUGGAGGAGGUCAUCGAGGAGUCGCGCGCCGAGCGCAUCAAGCGCAGUGGCCUGCGGCGCGUGGACGACUUCAAGAAGGCCUUCUCCAAGGAGAAGAUGGAGAAGACCAGGGUGCGCACCCGCGAGAACCUGGAGAAGACCCGCCUCAAGACCAAGGAGAACCUGGAGAAGACGCGGCACACCCUGGAGAAGCGCAUGAACAAGCUGGGCACGCGCCUGGUGCCCGUGGAGCGGCGGGAGAAGCUCAAGACCUCGCGGGAGAAGCUGCGCAAAUCCUUCACCCCCGACCACGUGGUCUACGCGCGCUCCAAGACCGCGGUGUACAAGGUGCCGCCCUUCACCUUCCACGUCAAGAAGAUCCGCGAGGGCGAGGUGGAGGUGCUGAAGGCCACCGAGAUGGUGGAGGUGGGCCCCGACGACGAGGAGGGCGGCAUGGAGCGCGGCGAGGCCGCCGAUCUGCUGCGCGGGAGCAGCCCCGACGUGCACACGCUGCUGGAGAUCACCGAGGAGUCGGACGCCGUGCUGGUGGACAAGAGCGACAGCGACUGAGCGCUGGGCACGGGGCUGUGCCCAGGAGGCCGCGCCCCCCACCCCGCACCCCCGCCUCUCCCCGCCCCUGCCCCGGUCUUUUUCCUCUGAACUUUCUCUUGCGCAUUCUGUCUCGGCCCCCAAACUGGCUGAGACAUGUCCAAAUUGACAGCCCCAACCCGCAGCGAGCACGCCUCCAAGCUGUUAAGACAGGAGUGGGAUGCAGCCUCCGCAGGGGACAGCCCGGAUUGGGCAUUGCCUGGAUGGAAAUGGAAGGGGGAGCGGUCUGGUCCCUAUCCAGGUGGUCCAAGUGGGGGAUCCUAAAGGAAAUUGUCAUUUCCAGAGUUGCCCGGGCCCUAGCUGCCUUCUCCCGGCCGUGCCUCUCACACUCACACCCAGCGCUGUCACCCUGCUCACUUUCUCAUCCUGAUUCCUAGAGACUCCAAAGCCAAAAUGACCGUAAAAGGAGAGAGCGUCCCAAAGAGCACCUUUGCCCGCGGGGAGACUCCGGACUGGAAGGACUUGAAAGUGGCUUUUGGGAGAACCUGGGGCAGUGGGGGAGAGAGGGCAGUUGCCAUGGCCCUGGAUGAGGGGCGAGCACAGUCUGUCAGCUAUAGGUCCCUGCAAGAUAACCUGAAGCCCCGCAGAGCCCUGGAGGGGGUGGGGUGGGGAACACUUGCAUGUUAGGGACCUGCACAUGGUUAUGGUUUUGGGAAGGAGGAAGAGAAAACAGAAGGUGGAAACUGGUGAAGGGAGGAGAAAUCCUCUCAGUAGCAGCCUGAGAAACACAGGGCAAAAAUCCAUCUUACUGGGGUUCUCAGUGGUAGCAGGACAAGGGGAGUAGAUGGUGUGAGAAAGCAAAAUGAUCCAAAGAGAAAGAGGUAAACGCACCUAACCCUCAACUGGGAGGCAUCUGGUAACCACCCCCAGGGCCGCCAUGUCUCAAAACCCAGAAAAUUAGGUUCCAGGAGGGGGCAGCAGAGAGCUGGAAGUUAGGCCAGGACUGGAAAGAGGAGGUGCUGAUGGCCAGGCCACCAAGCUGAGAGCUGGCCCCUUGUGCAGAGCAACCCAGCCGCUAUCCUGGCAGUUUGUUCGGAAGACCCUUCCCCAGAGCUAGUAUCAGAAAGUGGAAGCACUUGCCAAGACCCCUUUGGUUUUCUCGCCCGCCCGGGUUCCUGUCCUGAGCCUUCGGAGGUAAGAGGGGUGCCACUUCAGCCCGAGGCUCUGGCUUCUGUAGGUCACUGACCAGGUUCUCCCCAGGACACUUCAGUCCCCCUGUUCCUCCCGUGUAAGGGCAGCUUGUCAGAGCAAGGCUAGCUCCCCUCCUCCACAUCACAGGCCAGAGAACUGAAGACAUCAUCCUCCUUCUCCCCCGACCUCUCUGCCUUGUCUUCCUGCUCUGCUUUUUUAGAAUUGCAGCUAAUUGUUUUGUUUUAGGGAGGGGGGGAGGGAGGGAGCCUGGGGACAUACACCUUUUUUACAAUACAAGGCUUUGCUUUUUUUUUUUUUUUUUUCCCUUUUCUUGGUUCCCUUCUCUCCUCUGAAUGGUUGGAGAUGAAUCAGCUGAGGGAGGAUGGGGAUUGUGGGACAAGGUCCCUUGGUGCUGAUGGGCUGAGGGGCCUGAUGUGUGGGCAGACACAGUUUCCUGCAGGCUCUGGGGAGCCUCUCCUGUGACUGUGUCCUGGUGAACAGCCCGACCAAUAAACCUGCUUUUCUAAAAGGAUUUGUGUUGGGCUGUAAUCUCCAAAGGUGCUUAGAUAGGCUGCGUUGCAGAAGACUGGAGGGAGCUUGGGAGGUGAGAGAGACUGUAGACUUGCCUCACUUGCCUUGGGUGGGGGAGUUGCAUGAAGGGGAGGAAUAUUAUACCCACUUUGGUGAUGAAGAAACAUGGAGCUGGGGUCCUAAGCAGGCAGCCUGGCUCCACAGUCUGGUAAGGGUCUCAGUGUGUCUGGGUCCGCUUCCCUGGCAUCAGGCUUUAGCUUUCCAGAUACUCCUGUUACUCUACUCAGUCUGAGCUGCCCCCAAAGACAUACUUCAGACUCACAGGCCUAGACGAGGUGGCCUAGGGGAGGGAAGAAGCCAGCCGCCUUUCUCGGACUGCUGAAUAUCAUAGAGAAAGGCCUCUAGGCUUGUUAGAUUGCCAGUCACAGCCACACAGCCCACAAUCCUGGCGUGGGCACCCGUUUCAUCAUGCAGCCUCUCAGGCUCCCCGCAGUGGUUCCAACCGCCUAUAGGUGAUGGAUUUCCUAGAACAAUGGGACCACAUUCUCCUGUGGGAUCUUUCUGUAUCAGAAUCACCUGGGAAGGGGUGUCCCUAAGAAAAACAAUGUCAUUUCUUUUCUUUUUUAAAGAUUUAUUUUUAUUUAUUUAUGCAUACAAGAGCGGG